CUUAUCGCCUGUGUGUGUCUUACCCAGGAUGAUUCCUCACAGUGUUUUAAUUUUGUGUACAGAUUCCUUUUUAUUUUGUCAUUUCAUAGGAACCUCCAGAAGUUAAGUCUCUUUGGGGAUAUAAGCAUUCUGCAACAACAUGGAAGUAUAUCAAAUACGUACCUCGGCAAGGUUGACCCUGAUGGCAAGAAAAUUAAGCAAAUACAACAGCUGUUUGAAGAGAUAUUAGGCAAUAGCAGGCAAUUGAAAUGGCUGUCUUGUGGGUUUAUGCUGCAAAUAGUAACUCCCACAUCAUUGUCCUCCUUAUCAAACCCCAUAGCCAACACCAUGGAACAUCUGAGCUUACUGGACAACCACAUCCCUGGUAAUACCACUCUUAUCACUGCGGUUGAAUUGGAGCGCUUUGUGAAUCUGCGUUCGCUCGCUUUGGAUUUCUGUGAUUUUACAGCUGAAAUGGCAAGAGUCCUGGCUGACAGCAACCAUGUGCCUUUGCAUCGACUGUCCCUCCUGGUCCACAGUGUUUCCAUAAUGCACAAGUCAUUGGACAGUAUGCCAGAAGAUGAGAAUUGGAAGGCGCUGACUCGCAACAGCACUAAUCUUCGGGUCUAUAUAAUGGCUUUUGAUGUCAAGAGUGAUGAUAUGUUAAGGAUUCUUAAGCCCAGUAUCCCCCUAGAGAGGAUUCAUUUUGACAGCUACAUCACUUGUGUUUCAGGGGCUGUUGUUGACCUCAUAUCCAGGCAGUAUGACAAGUUCCUCACUCAUUUUAUACUAAUGAAUGAUGUGAUAGAUAUGUCUGGCUUCCCAGAUCUUAGCGACAACCGGAAUGAAGAUCCACUUGUCUUAUUAGCCUGGAGGUGCACAAGACUGUCUCUCCUAGCUGUUCAUGGUUACACAGUUUGGGCUCAUAAUCUUAUAGCAAUUGCUCGUCUUCGUGGCUCCGACCUGAAAGUUCUGGAAGUCACAGAAGAAAGCAUUGAUUUUGACCAAGGAGAACUGGCUGAUCAGGAUGUGGAUCCAGUACACAAUCUCAUUGAGCAAGUAUCUCUCGGAUUGGGUCGACCUUGGCACGCAGUCAUGGACAUAGAACUGCUCAGUGUCUUCACUGAGCCAACCCGUCACUUCUACAGAGAGAUGCAGAGCUUCAGUGAAGGCAUUUAGCUCCUUAUUUACAAUUCCUGUGGUUACAUAUGCAAGUAGGGUCCUAUUAUGUUUUUUCAGUAGCGUGAAUUAACCCCUUUUGUGCUGUGUUUAAUCAGUAUUAGCUAUAUAGAAUUAUAUAUGUGUAUUCUACUUCUUGAUCAAAGAACGUAGUCGGGUAUUGGUUUAGAAGCUGAAAGUGGCAGUGUUUAGGGUUUUCACGGUUAAUGGACUUGUCUACCAAACCUUACAGAGAUACAGCCAAAGGCUGUCUGAGGUUGCCGGCUAACUUUACUUUUAUUGAGUAACUGCAUUUUGAAUGAUUUUACUGUUAUGUCGGAGUUCUCUGCUCAGGAGCCAACUCUUUUUAAUACCCAUAUCCCCAGCCCAGUGGAUUUCUAUGCUGUCAUUGUGUGCUUAAUCUGGUAGCAUGCUACUUAAUAGGCUUAAAGGAAGAGAAGUCUAUCCAGGGCUGUUCACUGUAAGACUCUCACCUUGCUUUAUUUCACGUGCAGAUUCUGAAGCAUGACUUCACUACCGUUCUCAGCUUUUCUUGGCUGUUGAGCAGUGAUGUGAGACACUAGCCAUUCAGGUAUCUGCACUUAGAGAUUCACUCCAUAAGUCUUUUGGAUUCUUUGCAAAGUCCUCCAUGUUUAUUCUCCUGUUCUGUCAUCUUCCUUAAAAGUUAGCUUUGGGCCAAAGUUUAAAAGUGAAAAGCAAGAAUGUGCACUCCGAUGAGGUAAAAACGUAACAGUGAAGACUUCAAUACAAAGGUAUACACCUGCAAACAAACAUUAGUCGUGAAAUCCCUAGCAACCGAGUCACUGGAUUUUCUCUGUCAGCGCCUGUGUCAGCUGCCAAAGAAUAGAUUAAAAACGAAGAAGUGCCCACAUGCUGGCAGGGGCAGGCCAACUUUUGGCCAGCCAGAUACUGCUAGAUUGUAAUAUAUAAGGUCGAAUUUCGACCUGUGGUACACAGCUGUGCUGUGGCUCAGUCAGCAACCUCAGAACUCUUAACAAACAUGCACCUGUUUCACUGUGAAUAGUGAAUGUAAAGGAAGGAAAGGAAACAAAUACAAAGCUUGUUCUAUCACAGGUAUGAGCUGCUAUGAUGCAUGAAGAACAUUCCAUGAAGUAUGUUUUAAAAUCUUGUUAUAUCUGAGAGGCUUUAAAAGCCGAUUUAACUGUUUCAGGGCAACCGCGGUACAGACGUGGUCUCUGUGAGACUUCCACCUGACCCCAGUUUUAAGUGGUACGAAUGUUGUGCAUUUAAUGUUUAAAGGACAGUCUGCAAUAAUAAAGUAAGUGGCCAACGUGGGUGCCCAGCAGUGCUGAGACCUGGCUGCUAUAUUGUAAGCUUUGGAAAACACAAUUUAUGCAACAGAUGUCCAGAUAUGAUUCUAUUUAUGGAAAAGUUUAUAUGUGUUUUACAAAUGGUUUUACCAUCUUAUAUUAAAAUGACCUUUUGACAGGUGUGCGCUGUUUUGUCUCCAGUGAGCACAUACCAUGCGGAUUUUAUAUGUACAUCAGUAGAGUGAAUCCACUGGCACAGUGUGUGUAUAUGCCAGAUGUGGUGAGAUUUUAUCUUAUAAAUGUGAUCAGAUAAAAAAAAACUCCUGACAGAAAAUGUAAGGAAACCAGCUGAAUGUUUGAAUUGAUGACUGAUGUUGUAUGGUUUAUGUUAAAUGUAUAUUCUUUUAAUCUAUGAAUAAAGCAUUAAAAAUUGAUCGCUGUAUAAAAUAUUUUAUUGUAUCAGCAUGAAGAUUUUUUAGAAUUAAAAUGCAACAUCGUUCAUAAACUGUGUAUAACUGGUAGCUCCCAUUGUGUUUAGGUCAACAAAAGAGUCUAAAAGUAAUUUUUUAAAAUUUGGCUGAAUUUUGUCAACAUUUUUGGGGGGGUGGAGGAAGGGGAAGGAUGCUUUGCUAAAGAUCAGACUAUCAGACCAGUUAGCACAAACAGUAUAUCAUGAUAUGACUUAUUAGACUGAUACAGUAAACUGUGGAUUGUAGAAUAUAGAAGACUAUUUUUGAGAAACUCCUGCAUCCAUUGCGAUUGCUUAAAUCAAAAUCUAAUGUGCUCAAGAACAAUGUGUAGUAUUUCUUUGGUGUCCCACUAUUAAAUAGAUUAUGAAUACCUGCAAUGCUUCAGUUUGACGUUUUAUCCGUACUCAGAGUACGUAGCUGUGCAUUCUGAAUGAAAACUGCAAUUGUCUGGUAAGCGGCCAAGAGCUGCCGGGCCCUGCAGUGGCUGAUGGUGCUGUGAGAAUUGUCGGAGUGACUGUUCCGUGUGUGUGUGUGUGUGUGUGUGUGUGUGUGUGUGCUAAGCAAGGAUUUGAGCUUCUGAACUUCAUUUUCCGGUAGUCCAAACUGCUACCAAGCAUGAGAAUUUUACUGCUGGUUGUUUAAGCAGUCUUCUAGAUCAGGUAGAUUUGGUAAGCAAGAUCAUUUACCAAUUUACUGAAGAGAUGUUGUGGGGAAUAAAGUAAACAUACAGCUUUUCAUGUGCCAGUAAAGUGAAAUAAUGGGACUUGGUCUCAGUGCCUUUCAGGGCUUAGCCUCCAGAGGGAGAUUUAUGUAGCAGUUCAAUCUGACAGGGAUUGUUUGGCAUCAUCUGGACCUUAAAUUUGGUCAUAAAGUGAUCAAGAUUUCUGGCUUUUUCUGUGUGACUUCCUGAAGCAAAUGCUUUGUCCUCUGGUUUAAACAGUUGCAGGAUGUUAAUUUUAUCUCUGCAGGCUUCUGUGUUUCUGUGGAUAACUGCCUGCCUUUAAGGCACUUGGGAAAUGACUUGUUUACCUUUCUGUUAUAUAAACCAGCCUCUUUUUAAAGCAUGAGUGUGUAGUGAAGCCUGUACCUUCACUAGUGUUGGAGAAAUACACUUCUGAUUGUUCUGUUGUCUUAGAAAUAAAUAAAAGUUGGUUCUGUUGUUUGUUUGUAUUUUUAGCAAUAAUCUGCAGGAUGAAGGGAUUCAAGUUGAAGCAAUCUGAAAUCAAGUGAUGGGAAACUAAGAUGGUCCUAAUGUGGAAAGUGCACUUGCAUUUGGAUUGGGGCCUUAUGAACUGUGUGAAAUUGCUUGGAGCUUGUAUAAUCCCAAACGGGAUUUAAUUUUUUUCUUUUUCCUAAAGAGAAAGUGAUGUCAAAUGAGGCUUGCUGCAUUCUAGAUUUAGCAGCAGGAACUUGCGAAGACAAGCUCUCAAUUGUUAACACUGGACUGCCUUUUCUUUUGGGGGCAACAGGGACUUUGGGCCUUUAGAAAAUAGCUAAUUGGCUAUAAAUGAUGCAACAGCUGAAUUAAGCGACACAGCAGUUAAAACAAUUUAACACAAAUGAUGCUUUGGAAUAUCUGUUGUCAGAAUUUGUUCUUGAAUAGCUCAAGUACAAAGGCUUAUCUAAUUGCCUCGGAGGACUAAACUGGAAGUAGAAAGGAGAUUAAAGAAAUUGCAGGAGUGAGCCAUGGAAGAGUUCUGCAGCUGAAAUAAGCCUAUGUGGAAAGAAGGGUAGGAGCAGGAGUACUGAGCUGCAAAAGCAGCUCCCUUGGCAGCCUUGACCUAAGCAAACAAAGAAAGUGGGCUGGAGGUUUUUUUUGGUAACUUUUAAUUAUGGGGUGGGGUGGCUGCAUUUACAUUAAAGGCUGAAACUGGGUUGUGUGAGUGUGUGUGAACAGGGGGAACAGCAGGUCAACUGCCUGAUGCUGCUGCAAGUUGGGGGCUUGUCGGGAGUUUUUCCUUCUUUGCCUUAAAGGGUCCUUCCUCACCCAGUGUCUGCGCUGUAAGUACAUGGUUCCCGGGUUGAAGCUACUGUCACAACAACCAACAGCUUCACAGCAGGCGGCUCCAGCUGGCACAGCAGUCAGCCAGCACCAGGGGAGCU
Molecule: messenger RNA, 5002 nt
Organism: Athene cunicularia (burrowing owl)
Lineage: Eukaryota; Metazoa; Chordata; Aves; Strigiformes; Strigidae
Gene: FBXO33
Product: F-box protein 33
Exons: 3
Biological process (GO): positive regulation of protein ubiquitination; SCF-dependent proteasomal ubiquitin-dependent protein catabolic process
Cellular component (GO): SCF ubiquitin ligase complex
Source: RefSeq, a predicted model, not a curated record